AGCAUCCGCACUAAUAUUUCUAGUUAAUGUGUUUUCAUCAUUAAAGUAAAUGCCAAUGAAUUGAGUGAGGGCCAAGAAAAGUCUCCAACCGAAUAGUAAGGAUUUGACUCCAAAAGGCCAUUCAUUGCCAGGCCCAAAUCCCAAAUGCUUUUGGCCCAUCAUUUCUCUGUAUCUUCCUGUUUCUGCAAAACCUCAACCACUGUAGACGGCAGAGGGUGAAGAAGGGCUUCUUCUUUGUCUCCGCUCUUCCGUUUCUUUUUCUCCGGCGACGUUAACAGAGAUGGCCAGGUGGGAUGAGAUUCUGUCCCUCCCUGUACAGAAUCCUCCCAACUUAGAGUUCUCUUCGUCCAACCUUGUGUGGUCUAAGGUAGAAGGUUGGCGUGAUAACAUUGAUAGAGUUGCUCUAAUCCCAUAUGCGAGAGUAGAUGACUUUGUACGCGGGGAAUCUGCUAGUAAAGAAUGUCCAACCAAAUUCCAUGUUGAAGCCAGAAGAAGAAGAACCUCAAAAACAACAUUCAAGCAAAAAGUUGAUGGUGUCCUUGAGUAUAUACUGUACUGGUGUUCGUUUGGACCAGACGACCAUAGGAAAGGGGGUGUCGUCCGACCUAGCAGAACCACAUAUGUCCCCAAGAAAAAAUCUGCUGGUAGGCCAAAUACAAAGAGAGGGUGCACAUGCCAUUUUAUAGUUAAACGCUUGAUUGCUGAGCCAUCCGUGGCACUGAUCAUAUACAACCAGGAUAAACAUGUGGACAAGAAAGGAUUGCCGUGUCAUGGCCCACAGGACGAGAAAGCUGCUGGGACCAAUGCUAUGUAUGCUCCCUAUAUCUCGGAGGAUCUUCGUCUCCGUGUGCUAUCUUUACUUCAUGUUGGAGUGUCUGUGGAGACCAUUAUGCAGAGGCAUAAUGAAUCAGUGGAGAGACAGGGGGGUCCGUGCAACCGAGAUGACCUUCUAACCCACAGGUAUGUUAGGAGACAAGAGAGAAGCAUUAGGCGGUCUAUUUAUGAACUGGAUGAAGAUGAUGCAGUAAGCAUUGGACUGUGGGUUGAAAGCCACCAGAACCAAAUCUUCUUUUACAAGGAUUUCUCGGAUUCCGAUCCUUUUGUCCUUGGUAUUCAAACAGAAUGGCAGUUGCAACAGAUGAUCCGGUUUGGGAACCGUGGCCUUCUAGUGUCUGAUUCAAAAUUUGGAACAAAUAAACUCAAGUAUCCAAUUCACAGUCUUGUUGUGUUCAAUUCAGACAACAAGGCCAUCCCAGUUGCGUGGAUAGUAGCACCUAGGUGUGCAAGUGGAGACAUGGUUAGAUGGAUGAGGGCUCUUUAUAAUAGAGUUCGUACCAAAGAUCCUACAUGGAAGUUAGCUGGGUUCAUUGUGGAUGAUCCUUUGACUGACAUCCUGUCUAUAAGGGAUGUGUUCCAGUGCUCUGUCCUAAUAUGCUCUUGGCGGGUGCGUUAUGCAUGGCAUAAAAAUCUAAUGAAAAGAUGCUCAGAAAUGGAUCUGCGGGCUGCUAUAGCAAAAAGGCUUGGUCAGAUGAUACAUAGCAUUUGCAAAGGGUUAGAAACAGCAAAUUUGUUUGAAGAUUUUAUGCAAGAUUUCGCGGAUGCUGCCGACUUUGUGGACUACUUCAAGGCAACGUGGUAUCCAAGAUUAGGGUUAUGGACUAGUGCACUCAGAUCACUUCCUCUUGCCAGCCAAGAGACAUGUGCAGCAUUGGAGUUUUACCACAACCAAAUGAAGCUCAGGCUGUUGAACGAGAGGGACUCGAGUGUAUAUAAACGUGCGGAUUGGCUUGCAGAUAAGCUGGGCACAAAAGUGCAUUCUUAUUUCUGGCUUGAUGAGUACUCCGACAAGGAUGAUUUCGUGCGGUAUUGGAAGGACGAAUGGACAAGUGGAUUGACAGCCUGGCGAAGAUCUCUGCUGAUCCCUGAUGCUGACGUGGCAAUAAACGGUGACUGUGCAAACAUCGUUGACCAGGGAGACCGAACGGUAGUCCAUGUUAUACGAAACCUGUCUUCCUCAGAAUAUGCACUCUGUGAUUGUGAUUCUUCAAUAAUGGGCAACUUAUGCGAGCACGUUUUCAAAAGCAUCAAAUAUCUUCGUGAAGGUGGGCCCGGUUUGUUCUCCGUGAGUAUGUUUCAGUAUAAGCAGGCAUUGCUUAAGGUGCUCCACUGCCCGCCUUUUGACUCUUUGAUCCGUGAUCACGCACUCUCUUUAGCCGUCUGGGUGAAGACACAGUUGUCUUCCUCACAAACAGUUGGACCCACUGCUAGAAAUGGGAUUUUUGCUGACAACAUUGCCAAGGAGGAGAUGCCUUCUCUUGACCAUUUCCCAGAUACAAGAGAAAAUCUCCCUUGCACCGAUUUGCCAUUCUCUAUUAUAAACAAUCUUGAUAGUGACCCAAACAAAAAUGAUUCUGGGAUUGAGGUUACAGAGGGAACCCGAAAUAAUGUGAACCAGAGAUGUUCUUUAGGGCAUGUAAGCAGUGAGUAUGCUCCACACGAACCGUCCAAGGAGAUCGUGACCUAUAAACGAAGGAAAUAUCUAUCCACGUCGUCUUCCAAGUAAGGUUAGUAAUGUGAUGACUAUUACUCACUUCUAGCUAUUGCAAUGACAUGAGUGCAUAAACGGAUGCAUGAGAUUGAGAUUGGUAGCAAAAGGUCAUUUUUACUGAUUGAUUCUAUGGUUGGAUUGUAAUAAGUAUGGCUAAUGUUUGGGGUACGCCAAGCUUAAUUGACCCCAUUUUUCGACACCAUUGCCUUUACAUUCUUCACAAACACGGAGCACUGUUCCCAAAAAUGAGGUCAAAUUUGGGGUACUUUAAUUUUUUUUUGUAAUACUAGAGUCAUGCUUGGGGUACCUCGCUUCAUUCGACACAGCUUAAGUUAAGGGUCUGUUU
Cuscuta campestris is the source of this 2894-nucleotide messenger RNA. The record is from the annotation of a GenBank genome assembly. Lineage: Eukaryota; Viridiplantae; Streptophyta; Magnoliopsida; Solanales; Convolvulaceae.